Molecule: messenger RNA, 455 nt
Organism: Entrophospora sp. SA101
Lineage: Eukaryota; Fungi; Glomeromycota; Glomeromycetes; Entrophosporales; Entrophosporaceae
Source: the annotation of a GenBank genome assembly
AAAUACGUUCAGAUGUGUUACCUGUUUUUGCAAGGUCUACAUCAGUAUUGUCGGCAAAAGCUUAUACCAGACCCACUACAUUAAAUCAACCAGUCAUUCUAAAUGGUGAUCAUAAUCCCACAAUUGUGAUUAAUCCAAAUGAUAUUAUAGUUGGUGAUUUGGAUGGUGUUGUUUGUAUACCAUCAGGAUUGUUGGAUGAGGUUAUAAAAUUGUGUAAGAAAUAUGUAGUUAUGGAUGAAAAUGUUAGACAAGAAUUAUUAAAGGGGUCCUCAAUUGUUGAAGCAUUUUCAUUACAUCGACCACCAGAUGUUAAUUCUAAAAAUAUAUCAACAACAACAAUGCCACCACCACCAUUAAGUGUAGGAAGUAGUAGGAGUGCAUCUAGUGCAAGUAAUUGCCACCCUGUUCGAGUUAGAUAUGUAGAUGUUAUGAAUCAAAUACCACCUUCAAACUAA